Dothidotthia symphoricarpi CBS 119687 is the source of this 2500-nucleotide messenger RNA. RefSeq lists its product as uncharacterized. The record is from RefSeq and is a predicted model, not a curated record. Gene Ontology annotation, molecular function: protein binding. Lineage: Eukaryota; Fungi; Ascomycota; Dothideomycetes; Pleosporales; Dothidotthiaceae. Bases 165 to 2165 code for a protein of 666 amino acids. The transcript has 2 exons.
CACAGCCACACUUCAGCCUGCACGUUACAUUCGCCUUACUUGGGCGUGACAGCGUGAAUGACAACAUAUACUUCAAACAUGUACUUUUCUACCUCAUCCAUCGAUUCGACCAAUACUUCGAUGUACAACGAUUUCAGUAUUGGAAUUCCACCGUAAAGACUGCCAUGGAUGAUGCCCUUCCCUCAUACGAAAGCGCGAUCCAGCGCGAUCCAUGGGUCUUCAUAGCUCCAUAUCUCUCUGCGGAAGCCUUGUGCGCUGCAGCGUUGGUCUGUCGGAAAUGGCACGCAAUAUUCACACCGCAGCUCUGGGGCAAUCCAUCGUCGCAUUUCAGACUACAGAACGAUACUGUAUAUAUUGCCCUCACACACUUCAUGCGCACAUUACCUCACGCACGACUAUUCGUGCGUGAGUUCACUCACACUCUCCAUUUCCCGCCAACCCAUGCGGAAACCUACGGCGGCCCGCAUGCCGACUGGCUACGCGAUUGUCAUGAACGUCUGCCAAACCUGCAGUGUCUGAUUGUCAACGGCCUCCCGUUCUUUGACCACGCGUCGCUACUCACUCUAAAACACCCGAGUCUACCAGAUCGGUUUCCCACAUUCCCAACCUUUGCUCUACGGUUACUGGAUGCAUCGGGGUGUGUGAAUGCAACAACGACUGGUCUUGCGGAAGCACUAUGUCAUUUCCCUGAACUGGUUUCUCUGGAUCUUUCACGCACAUUGGGGGCGAGGGGUGAAGCGGUUCUGCGAGUGUUGGGAGGUUUGAGGAAGUUGCGGGUCUUGAAUGUCAGAAGAUUGGGGUUGAGGGAUGGGGAGUUUGAAGUUCUUGCGCGUGCAAUAGGGAAAAGAGUUAGAAGUCUAGACGUGAGUGAGAAUCAGCUCACGGACGCCAGUAUAAGGCUGCUUCUGGACCACUGCGUAGAAGUGGAAGAGAUGGAUGCUGGAUCAGGUUUGUCUCCAGGGCUUACACCGUUCCAUGAACACAAUCAUGCUAGUCGGAGUACGGAGGCGUUCGAAUCCGAAGGUCUGGUCGGUCAUAUUCGUCGCAAGCUCACGGGAGGGUUUCUGGAUAGUCUUGUUGUCGAGGAGGUGAUGGGUAUUGGUGUAACUCAUCUCUACCUUUCUGGUAACACCAUGACCGUCAAGGGCAUUUCGGAGUUGCUGAGAUCAGGACGUUUACAUGUUCUGGACGUUGGUGUGCUUUCUGAUAUACCGGAAAUAUCUCAUCGCCUUGGCCUUUCUGGAGUGACUGAUUUAACACCAAUUUUAUCAGAGUGUGCGUCUGCGCAGUUGAGAUACCUCAGAAUCAACUACAGAGUUGUUACCGAAGACACUCCAUUUGUAGAGUCCAAGAGAAACCCGGAAUUGCAUGUCUCUUCAACAGUACAAGAAUCCGAUUCUUCGAAAGGAGCACUCAAGACACAACCUGCUACUACAAUACCACACCACAAUUCAACACACUACGUGGAAGACCGCAGAGCUCGUCUCGACCUGCGUCAGUCGCAAGAACCCCGUCUACACCCAGGCAUGCUUCCCAAAGUCCAAACUCUCGUGUUAACCGCCAUACCCACAUCGACAACCGACAAGAAGACCAUCGACCGCCUGAUCCAAUACAUCCAAGACGCCGCCGCCGAAGCCUCAACAGCCCGCCAGCAAGCAAAGCACACCUACGCGCUUCCCCCAGGCCGUGAGCGCACAGUCGCCGAACGAGAACACGCACAAAGCAUCUUCGCCCUCCGCCGCAUAGUCCUCGAAAUCGCACCGCCACAAGCAACAGCCAUGAUUCCAAACGGCGCAAGAGGAGGACAUGCUAUGCGAUCAGCCACAGAAGAUGCAGAUUCAGAAGCGUUCUGGGAAGCUUCUGCACGCGACUUUUCUUUCUUCGCGGACGAGCAAGAACCCUCGAUAGAUCUUGUGCAGGCUUCGAAAGUCCCUGCUCAGCCACAGAAAGAGAUCCCUUCUUUCGACGUCGUUGCUGAGAUUGGCAGGUUUAGACGCGAGAGGAAAGCUGCACAUGAUGCGCUUGUAAAGGCAGAAGCGACCAGUGCGGAGAUCGAGGGGUAUUGGCCCGGUUAUAUCACCGUCGUGAGGAAGACGCUAGAUGGCGAUGCAGGGGCGGCUGAUCACCGUGGGAAUCGGUAUGAGGAGGGGUGGUACUACCAGUGAGACGUGUAGCGUUGGUCAUCGCAGCGAAAUAUAUCGUGGACGGGGUACGCUAGUUGUGUGAUUUUGCAAAGUCUGGCGGACCGAGCCGAGUUACUGGUGCGUGAGAAGUGUGGUAGCCAGUCACUUCUUGCGUACACGCAAUCACAAGAUUUGUCCCAUACACCCGGCUUGGUAGGCUAUCUUUUUUGACGACACUUCUUUGGAUCGUGAUAUUUUUUUGGUUUGCAUGUUUGGAACUCCUCAUGAUUAGGUUCCCAACUAGAGAAAUCCUGACCACGGUGGAAUUGUAUUUAACACAAAUACUUUUUUCUCAAAAAUUAAACUCAACGAUUGUC